GCCUCAACUGUGCAAGUCCACCUCCUUUUUAUCAGCAUCUUUGCAAGGCAAUAGCAAGCCUUCCUUCCACCUUAGGAUCAGAUGGAGAGACACUCAUACCUCAGUCUUUGUCUGGGCUUAUGGCAAAUCCAGUAAAACUCCAAAAUCGCCUGAGCUCGGAUGUUGCUGAAGGGAAUGUAGCAACAUCUGUUAUGCAAGCAUCCUCUGUCAAACAUGCUGCUAGGAUAAGGUCAUGUCGGGGACGUGGAGCAGGAUCAUGGCUUCAAGCUAUUCCUUCAGCACCAAAAUUUGUUCUAAAGUUCUCAGAAUUUCGUGUGGCAGCAUUUUUGAGACUUGGUAUUCCUUUACCAUAUUCCCAGAUUGUUACCAAGUGUGAUUGUAGUAGAAGCUUUGAUGAACAUGGGUAUCAUCUAUUGACCUGCAAGUUUGGCGGUGGCCCAGUAUGGCAACACAAUACAAUCGUGUCAACUCGGGCUAAAUGUUUAGACGGGGUAAAUAUUCCUCAUCAAGUUGAGCUAAGAAAUAGGUAUACUGACUCUGAUAACAGGCUGGAUAUAACAACAUAUGAUCCCACUGGACACUUGACAAAAGACCUGGACAUUUCACUUACUCAUCCACAUUCUUGUGACACCGUACAAUCAGCUGCCAAAAUAUCAGGUUAUGCAGCUGAGUUGAGAGAAAAAUGCAAAAUGACAAAAUAUGGUCAACAGCAGUCUAUAGCAGGAUCUGAUACAACAUGUAUUCCACUGGUUGUUGAACACUUUGGCUUUUGGGGCCCUAUGACUGAAGACUAUCUCGAUAAGAUCUCCAAAAUUUCAAAAGAUGCAAAUGGCAAGAACAGCGAAACAGCAGACUUUAGAGAUAGAUGGAGAAAGCAACUGUCUGUAGUUGUACAGUCUUGCAACUCUCGUGUGAUUUUUGGAAAGUUGUCAAAGUUGUCUAAGUGCAAUUUUGAUGAUUUUCUGUAUGAUAAAUACGUUCAACAUUUUGUUCAUUGACUUUUAUUGUUAUGCAUACGUAAAGUUGGCGAUUGUUACUAGUAGAGUAAGAGUUCAAAUAUAAUAAUCUGUCUGUCUGUCUGUCUGUGUGUUUGUCUGUCUGUCUGUAUGUGUGU
Corticium candelabrum is the source of this 1114-nucleotide messenger RNA. RefSeq lists its product as uncharacterized. The transcript has a single exon. The record is from RefSeq and is a predicted model, not a curated record. The coding region runs from base 120 to 998 and encodes 292 amino acids. Lineage: Eukaryota; Metazoa; Porifera; Homoscleromorpha; Homosclerophorida; Plakinidae.